AUGUCGCUGUUUAAAGCUAGAGACUGGUGGUCCACCCUACUUGGAGAAAAUGAAGAAUUUGACCAAGGCUGUCUGUGUAUUGGUGAUGUUGAUAAUAGUGGCAGUGGACAAGAUAAAAUUAUUGUGGGCAGCUACAUGGGAUAUCUCCGAAUCUUUGAUCCCCAUCCUGUGAAACCUGGAGAUGAAGUACAACCUGAAGACUUGCUCUUGGAAGUGCAGUUGCGAGAACCAAUAUUGCAGGUGGAAGUGGGAAAAUUUGUUUCUGGUACUGAAGGACUUCAUCUGGCUGUGUUGCAUUGCCGAAAACUCUGUGUAUAUGCUGUUUCAGGAACUCUGGGAAAGGUGGAACAUGGGAACCAGUAUCAGAUCAAACUGAUGUAUGAGCACAAUCUUCAGAGAACUGCUUGUAAUAUGACUUAUGGUCCAUUUGGUGGUGUGAAAGGUGGGUUUUUCAUAUGCAUACAGUCCAUGGAUGGGAUGCUCAUGUUGUUUGAACAGGAAAGCUAUGCUUUUGGCCGUUUUUUACCUGGUUUUCUUCUGCCUGGUCCUUUGGCUUACAGCUCUCGAACAGAUUCUUUCAUUACAGUGUCGUCUUGUCGACAGGUGGAGAGUUACAAAUACCAAGUGCUGGCAUUUGCGACAGAUGCUGAUGAAAGACAAGAACCAGAACAGCAAAAACUUAGUUCUGGAAAAAGACUUGUGGUGGAUUGGGUUUUAAACAUUGGAGAACAAGCACUGGAUAUACGUGUUGUGUCCUUUAAUCAAGCAGUGUCUUCUGUUUUUGUGCUUGGUGAAAGAAACUUCUUUUGCCUCAAGGAUAAUGGGCAAAUUCGAUUCAUGAAAAAGCUUGAUUAUAGUCCAAGUUGCUUCAUUCCUUAUUGUUCAGUGAAAGAAGGAACAAUAAACACUCUACUUGGAAACCACAGUAAAAUGUUGAAUGUUUAUCAAGAUGUUACACUGAAAUGGGCCACUCAACUUCCCCACAUUCCUGUAUCAGUAAAAGUAGCACAUUUACAAGACUUGAAGGGUGUUAUAGUCACUCUGAGUGACAAUGGACAUCUUCAGUGUUCCUACCUUGGAACUGAUCCUUCAAUCUUCCAGGCUCCUAAAGUUGAUUCUAGAGAAAUAAACUAUGAAGAAUUCGAUGCUGAAAUGAAAGAGCUUCAGAAAAUCAUCAAGGAGGCUUCAAAAACACAAGAUAUUUUGCCCAAAUCUGAAAAACACAGAGAUCUAAUUGUCACAGCAGAAGUUUCGCCCAGUUUGGAUGCAGAAUCUAAAGCCAUUGACAGUGAGGUAGAAGCAGAGGCAGUACCAUCAGUCACAGUAAAGAUAACGAUACAGAGCAGAGUGACUGCACAGCAACCAAACCUGGCAGUAUGUGUACAAGCUCCAUUAGCAGUGACCUGCGACCAGUUCAGCUUUGAUGAUUUGGAGGCAGAUUCAGCUGAAACUGUGGUCCUGUCUGUCUUCUUGAAGAGGAAUUGUUCUCCAUCAGAACUGGAAGGAAAUUGUAUAGUUUCAUAUUAUACACCAACAGAGCUCAAUCCUGAAGGAAUACCUCAAGUGGCACAGUGUAACUUCAGGCUGCCUUUGCGGUUAAUUUGCUUUCCUGCCCAGCCUUCAAAAGCAGCAAAUCACAAGCUAACUAUUGAUACCAAUAAACCUCCCAUCAGUUUUCUCACCAUUUUUCCAGACUUUGUUCAUCCAUCUGAGGAUGACCAGGCUAAUGCUCUGGGAUUUCAGUUUUUAACUGGUUCAAAAACCACUCUUCUUGCUUCAAAAACAUCACAACGAUAUAGGAUCCAGAGUGAUCAGUUAGAAGACCUUUGGCUGAUAACAAAAGAGCUCACACUUCGACUCGAAGAACAUUUCAAGAAGCAAAACUGCAAAGAUUUUGCAUGUACCUUUUCUGGUUCAAUUCCCCUGCAAGAAUAUUUUGAACUAAUUGAUCGACAUUUUGAGCUACGUUUGAAUGCUGAAAAAUUUCAGGAGCUGUUAUCUGAAAGGGCUCUACAGUUCCGAGCUAUUGAGCGACGGUUGCUGACACGAUUCAAAGACAAAACUCCGGCUCCUCUUCAACAUCUGGACACCUUGCUAGAAGGAACAUUCAGAGAG
Messenger RNA from Pterocles gutturalis (yellow-throated sandgrouse), 2115 nucleotides. RefSeq names its product Bardet-Biedl syndrome 9 (gene BBS9). Gene Ontology annotation, cellular component: membrane; BBSome. The record is from RefSeq and is a predicted model, not a curated record. Gene Ontology annotation, biological process: cilium assembly. The annotation marks the transcript as partial. Lineage: Eukaryota; Metazoa; Chordata; Aves; Pterocliformes; Pteroclidae. The transcript has 18 exons.